Puccinia graminis f. sp. tritici CRL 75-36-700-3 is the source of this 2073-nucleotide messenger RNA. RefSeq lists its product as uncharacterized. The transcript is spliced from 3 exons. NCBI's taxonomy places the organism in Eukaryota, Fungi, Basidiomycota, Pucciniomycetes, Pucciniales, Pucciniaceae. The record is from RefSeq and is a predicted model, not a curated record. The coding region runs from base 1 to 2073 and encodes 690 amino acids.
AUGAGGCACAAAAUCCCCACCAAAGACCCUCAGAUGCUCCAGCCAAAAAUCCAUCAUUACAUUCAAGUCCCUCCUUCGGAGGCUCGCGCUUCGCGCGAGGGGCGUUUCACGCCAGCCCAGGUCACCAGGCCCUCCGAUCGAGGGACUUGUGUUAAGUUAGACACAGUCGAGACAGGGGAUACCAAUCCAUUCCCACCACAUCCUCACCCGACUGGUCCGACUGCCCCCACCCGAAGGAAACAUCAACCCGGCCCAGCCACCAACAACCAAGGCCAACCCUCAAUGGAUCCCCGCGAGCACACAUCCGGCAACCUACUCAGCGCGGACGGCCUCGGUCUACAUUCCUAUGAUCCUCUCACGAACUCAACCUACAGCUCACUCGGCCAGGAUGACCGCAUGCACCACCACGGCCUCCACGCCAGCCAGACGAACAUCGAGGUCAGCGGUGGUCAUUAUGGGACCCCCUCUCAAGCCAUCGGCUCAUUGACCGGCGUUCAUCGGGUCGGGGGGGCUAUUCCGUCUGGGCAGCUGUCCUAUACGAGGACUGCGGUGCCUGCGACUCCACCAUCAGGUAUCUUGACUAUGUCGGCUCCAGCUCGAAUCGAUCCCAUCUCAUCUUCCGCGGCCAGCGCACGUUUGAAAUCUUCUUCGACCCGCAAGCAGAACCGGACUCGCGCGGAGAUCGAUGCUGCCAAAGCGGUCACUGCUGCUAAGAAGGCCGAGAAGAUCCAGAGGGCGGCGCAGAGGCUGGAAGCUCAGAGGCAGAAACAGGCCGCGAAGGAGGCCCGUGCGGCAUUGAAGGUAACGGACACGGGGACUCCGACCCCUAGGUUUGUUUGGUCUGAAGAUGCCUUGUUGGAACUUCUGCGUUUCGUGAAGGAGGUCAAGGAGGAACACGACGAUCUCAGCGAGCGGACUCCCGGAUUCAUAGCCUGGUCUCCCUACUUCCUGAACCGUGAGGCCGAUCGGGAUCUCUUCCCUCUACUGAUUGGCAUUGCGAAUGAUGUCAUCCUUCGCCGCUACCGGGCUUUGAUGAACGUCUGGAAGGUUGUUUUCGACAGGCUAUCUCAUUCGGGUAGCGACGGACUACAUGACGUAUUGGCAAAAGAGCAUCUGUCGGAAACGCUUUACAAUUUUAUGAAUGCAAUGCACGGAGACAACGCCGCAGCCAAUGCCUAUGGGCAUAUUGAACUGGACGAUGACCUGGGGGCCCUCGUGGAUGACGUCGGACCUGAGGAGACCGUCGAUGGUCAAGCGUCGGUCAUGACGAAUACGGUCCUGGAGGACGCGCAACUGGUGCGAGAUCGUCGCGGGGAGGCAGGUUUGACGGCUGCCGAGUUGGCGUUGGACGACUCUGAUAACGAUGUGACGGGGCAAGAUUCACCCUUGGCAACCAUAGAUGGCGGCCGACCGCCUGCAUCGUCGCUGUUUGAUGGGAUCCCCAGGGGGCCGACGUUACCAGCCCCAAUGACCCGGCCACAGGCCACCCCGGCCCCACCAUCAAUUGAGGCGCCGGUGGGCCCGGGAGUGGUGAUAACGAAGCCGCCGCCUGCCACCCCCCACCCUUCCCGCCGACGCGGCCGGACCGAAGUUGCCAAACCCGACGAUUCAUCUACUCAGGCGCUGUUGCAGAUGUUUCAGCAGUCCCAAGAUCGCCAGGAGGCCGCUCGAGUUGAGGAUCGCCGGUUGGCGGACGUGCGGGCCAAUGAGAAGGAGUCGGCGCGGGCGGCCGCUGCCACCCAGGCGGCCGCUGCCACCCAGGCGGCCCAUGAUCGCUCAAUCAGGGAUGGUCAACUCAAGCUGGACCGCGACGUGGCCGAGAAAAGGAAUCAGGCCCUGGAUGAGGAGCGUCGGGUGCGUGACGAGGAUCGGAAGGAAGAGAAGCGACAGGCACUGGAAUGGCGGCAAGAAGAGGGUCGGAGAUACGAGGCUAGUCAGAAGCUUUUGGCCGAGGAGCGGAAGGUUCAAGAUACCGCUCGUCGGGAGCAGGAAAGGGCCAGCCAGUUGUUCCAGGCCGCCAUGAUGCGAAUGCUGGGGGUUCAGGACCUCCUCCCGACCGCUGGCAAAUCCUAG